This is a messenger RNA of Rhipicephalus sanguineus (brown dog tick), 884 nucleotides long. RefSeq names its product protein TsetseEP-like. The record is from RefSeq and is a predicted model, not a curated record. The transcript has 7 exons. NCBI's taxonomy places the organism in Eukaryota, Metazoa, Arthropoda, Arachnida, Ixodida, Ixodidae. Bases 303 to 884 code for a protein of 193 amino acids.
GAGCCGAGCCGUUACCCGGAGCCGAGCCGUUACCUGGAGUGGAGCCGUUGGCCGUAGCUGAGCCAGCGCCGAGGACAGCCGAGGACGAGUUGCAGGGAGCCGCUCCCUUUGUUCCCGAAGUUGAACUGCCCACUGAUGCUGUUCCGCUGCCGGUUCAACCGGACGUUGCCGCUGCGGCUACGGCAAUGCCUCCGCCGGCGCCGAGCCCCGAAUCACCUCCCACUCCACGACCAAGUUAGUAGCCAGCGCGUCGUCGUCGGCGCCGAUCUCGCGUCGUCAUCGACGAGGAGACGCAGAUAAGCAUGGAGGACAUGCGGCAGAACAUCCGCGAGAGCAGCACUGUGACUCACAGACGGGACAUCGUGAUGGUGUUGCCGAAGUUGCAGAGUGUCGACGUACUCUUCCGACAGCCUGGGCGUCGACUUCUUUCUGAUUGCCUACUGAGGCCAUGGAAACGGAUCCGGACUUUGCCGGAGCCAGACGACGUCGAACCCCUCGUGACUGCAGAAGAAGAGCCGAUUUCUGAACCUGCCGCUGAGCCUGUAGCCGAGCCUGUAGCCGAGCCUGUAGCCGAGCCCGUAGCUGAGCCUGUAGCCGAGCCCGUAGCUGAGCCCGUAGCCGAGCCUGUAGUCGAGCCUGCAGUCGUGCCUAUAGUCGAGCCUGUAGUUGAGCCAGCAGCUGAACCAGUGGUUGAGCCGGUGGUUGAGCCAUUGCCAGAGCUACUGGCUGUGGAGGGAUCUCCAGUCAGGAUUGGAGAACCACAGUCUAUGCAGGAGCUGCCCUCGGCUCGUGAGGAAGGCAGCCUGGAAGAGCCCAGAGAACCGAGCCUGCAAGACACCUCAGCUGCGAGUGCAGAUGGGAGGCCUGUCGGAAAGACUUCGUAA